CCAAGCAAACGAUUUGUUUUGAACGAGUGAUGUUUUGAAAGACCGACUGAAUACAUAUUCCAAAGAACAUGUCGAGAGGGGAAAGGAAUUUAUGGGAUAUUGCGAUAAAUGAAGCUGAGAUUUCACAGAGGCAAUCACACCAAACUGAAGGUGAAAAUCAAGAAGGAUUGAAGCGUGGUGAAGAAUCAUCAGUGUUCUUCAUUGGAAGCAAAGAUGCAGGUAAAACAUCAAUUAUUCUUCGUUUUUUGGACAAAGAUGAAAUACCUAAACCAACUACUGCGUUAGAGUAUACCUUUGGUAGGAGAGCUAAAGGACAUAAUAUUGCAAAAGAUGUAGGUCAUAUUUGGGAAUUAGGAGGCGGUACCUUUUUAUCUAAAUUGGUGGAAAUACCAAUAAAUGCAGAGUGUCUUGAGAAUUUAGCUAUAGUAUUAAUACUAGAUUUAUCUAAACCCCAUGAACUAUGGCAUACAAUGGAAACUCUGUUAAACACAACAAGGCAAAGAAUAGAGAAGGUGAUGCAAGAUGCAUCCAUGAGGGAUUCCACUCUUCAACCACGAAUGAAGAAUAAGGCAUGGAGUAAGUUUGGUGAGGACCAUCCGGAUAAGGACAUGAUUGAACCAUUCCCAGUUCCAUUGGUUAUAAUUGGUUGUAAAUAUGAUGUAUUUCAAGAUUUUGAUUCUGAGAAGAGGAAAGUGAUAUGUAGAACACUGAGGUUUGUUGCUCAUAGUCAUGGUGCUACAUUACAGUUCUGUAGCUUGAAGACAGAAUCAUUGGUAACUAGGACACGUCAGUUAAUCAGUCACUUUGUGUUCAAUACUGCAUCUAGUAAAGCCAUGGCUGUAGAUCCAAAUAAACCAGUUAUUGUGCCAGCUGGCAUGGAUUCCUUACAGCAGAUAGGUCCUCCACCAGUAGCUGAAGGUGACAUUGGUAAAUUAACAGCUAGGAAUCCAUUAGAAUUAUGGAAACAAGCAUACACAGCAUUCUUUCCACAACAGAUAAGUAGUUCUGUUGCUGAAGACCCAGCUAAAGAUCCACAAUAUUCUGAAUCUGCUGUAGAUAACAUGAGAGCACAGAAGGAUGAGGAACUUGAGAGAUACAGAAGACAGUCUGAACGAAAAGCCAAAGACUUAGCAAGAGGUGGUGGCAUGGAAGCCAUCCGGGCAUAGUAUCCUGGCAUGUAUAUAUGUAUAUAGAUGAAUGCAAGAUCUUUGUUGACGUUUUAUAAUGGUAAAAUUAUGUAUGUGUAUCAGAUUGAACUCAUACAGUAGCAGUAUACAAAAUUCAUAUUUAUUUACUUGUAAUGCAGUUUGAAUAGGACAUUCCAUUUAACUACAAUGAGUCCAUCCUAAUGUACAAUGUCUCUAUUUUAAUUGUUUAUUCGUUGUUACACAUAUACAAUGAGUCCAUCCUAAUGUACAAUGUCUCUAUUUUAAUUGUUUAUUCGUUGUUACACAUAUACUUGCUAGAGAUUAACAUUUUAUAUGAUGUUGUCAAAUAUCAUGCAGAAAACUAAAUAUACAAUUUGUGUAAAUAAUUUAUAAUGUAAACAUUGUUACAAUAAAAUGUUGCGCUACGUAAUGUUACG
This is a messenger RNA of Saccoglossus kowalevskii, 1585 nucleotides long. Its product is annotated as cytoplasmic dynein 2 light intermediate chain 1-like. Gene Ontology annotation, molecular function: dynein heavy chain binding. Gene Ontology annotation, biological process: intraciliary retrograde transport; intraciliary transport involved in cilium assembly. Lineage: Eukaryota; Metazoa; Hemichordata; Enteropneusta; Harrimaniidae. The record is from RefSeq and is a predicted model, not a curated record. Gene Ontology annotation, cellular component: cytoplasmic dynein complex; ciliary basal body; axoneme.